This is a messenger RNA of Elephantulus edwardii (Cape elephant shrew), 711 nucleotides long. RefSeq names its product cell death-inducing DFFA-like effector a (gene CIDEA). Gene Ontology annotation, biological process: apoptotic process; lipid storage; regulation of apoptotic process. The transcript has 5 exons. The record is from RefSeq and is a predicted model, not a curated record. Gene Ontology annotation, cellular component: lipid droplet. Bases 1 to 711 code for a protein of 236 amino acids. Lineage: Eukaryota; Metazoa; Chordata; Mammalia; Macroscelidea; Macroscelididae.
AUGGCGGCGGAGUGGCUGAGCCUAAGGGGAUCAGCACCGGGCCUGCGCUUCAAGGGUCUCUGGAGCCGGCUCGCAGGAGGAGGGCCGCUCUUGGGGCCCCUGACAUUUAUGAGAUCACAAACAAAGAGAGUACUGUUUACACCUCUCAUGCAUUCAGCUCGUCCUUUCCGAGUCUCAAACCAUGACAGAAGUAGCCGGCGAGGAGUGAUGGCCAGCAACCUGCAGGAGCUCAUCAGCAAGACCUUGGAUGCCCUUGUCAUUACUGCCAGUCUGGUCACAUUGGUGCUGGAGGAAGAUGGCACUGUGGUGGACACAGAAGAGUUCUUUCAGACCUUAGGAGACAACACACAUUUCAUGAUCUUGGAAAAAGGACAGAAGUGGACCCCGGGCAGCAAGUAUGCUUCUGUUUACCAACAUCCAAAGAAAUCAGGAAUAGCAAGAAUCACCUUCGACUUAUACAAGCUGAAUCCCAAAGACUUCAUUGGCUGCCUCAAUGUGAAAGCCACCAUGUAUGAGAUGUAUUCUGUGUCAUAUGACAUCCGGUGCACCAGUGCCAAGGCUCUGCUGAGGAGUGUGCUGCGAUUCCUGUCCUACACUGCCCAGGUGACUGGACAGUUUCUCAUCUACACUGGCUCCUACGUGCUGCGAAUGCUAGGGGACCCUGAUGAUUCCCCAGCUCCAAGAUCACACUGCAGGGGAAAGCCCAUGUGA